Messenger RNA from Acanthochromis polyacanthus (spiny chromis), 3747 nucleotides. RefSeq lists its product as uncharacterized. Lineage: Eukaryota; Metazoa; Chordata; Actinopteri; Pomacentridae. The record is from RefSeq and is a predicted model, not a curated record. The transcript has 12 exons. The coding region runs from base 769 to 3360 and encodes 863 amino acids.
UGUAAAAUAGUGCUCUGACAGAUGAAAUAUCUCUUGUACCUUGUAGUGUUUGCUUUAAAAGUAGUGUGGUUUAAUGUAACAUUGACUACAUUUUCUAGCAAUUUUGAUGUUAAAAUUAAUUUAGGUGCCAGUGCUUUAUUCCAUUAUGUUACAAUCAGUUCUAUCAGUCAAUUAGGACGUCAUGAUGAGUAUAAUAUCGUUUAUUUAAGACAUGUUGCAUGCGGAAAUGUUAACAUACCAUUAAUUACAGUGUCAUAUUAAUUCUCUGUGCUGUGUUAAAGACCAGUUCAGCUACUUUUGCUGCAGACAUGUUGAGAUUCUUCUUCUUUCUGAGAAAACAUGCAGUAGUGCUUUAAUUUAGUAGCCAUUGUCUGGUCUUUAGCCCUUUUGUGUUUUGAAUUAGUUGUUUCAGUUUGAGUCAGCAGUGUAAGUAGAUUUUUCCCUCUGAUGGAAAAAACACAUAGUGAGGACAUUAGAUGUGUCUUGUACAUGCAUGUUUUGCUGCUCAUAUUGGUGCUUACUGUUUCAUAGCAGUGCUUUUAGAUAACUGGGUGCUUUUUUUUUUCACCAGCCUUUGGACAGCCUUUUGGAGAGCCUGUGGAUUGCCCUUGGACAUCCUUUGGUCGACCACCUCUGCAUCACCUCGUAUCCUUUCAUCCAUCCAUCCAUCCAUCCAUCCAUCCGUUUUGCCUGCCUUGUUCUCUCUCUCUCUCUUUCUCUCUCCCUGUGUUUGUGUGUCUCUCUUGUGCUCUUGUGCUGUCUUCCAGGAUGCCUCGGAAGGGGAGACGCUCCCAGGCCCAGAAGCAGCGCUGGAGGAAGCCGGACGCGUCUGAGAUGCCCACCCCUCCUGUCGACGCACCCCACUGCUCCCGCUCUCCCCAGUACAAGAAGGUUGGUUCCACCUUGCCAGCCGGACGGUUCUGGGAAGAGCGGCAGGCGCGUGCAAACCUUAUUGCACGCCGUGGCACCGGUUACCGCCACAAGGUUUUAAAAUGGCCAACUUCACCCUUUACUGGGCGCAACCACAAGUUGGUCAUUCCUCCUGAGCGCCCUGGAAAGAAGUUCAUUCUUAUUGUUGGGGACUCCCAUCUACGUGCUCUUGUAGAUGGCUUUAUUCAGAUGCCAGAGUCUCGGCUGAGCUUUGGCUUCCUGUCGAUCCCGGGGGCAUCUGCUUCUGAAAUUCGCACUGAGGUUCUGCACGCUGCAGUUCCUCGUGCACCUGAUGCCGUCUGCGUCAUGGCCCCCGGCAACAACCUGACCAGCACCACUGUUGAGAAGGCCGGUGUGGAUUUUGCCAAUCUCCUCACCACUUGUGGCAAUCGCUGGUCUAAGGUUUUUGUGGUCGGCUUUCCUCCCCGCCUGGUCGUUGACGUCCAACACCAGGACCUGCUUCGGCAGGAAUACAGACGUGUGGCUGCUCGUAUGGGUGUAAAGUUCUUCAACACUGCAGAGCACUUCCCCCUGAGUGAUUUGGUGCUGUGGAGCAAGGAUGGUGUCCAUCUGAGUGAUCGUGAGGGGAUGGGGAUCCUCGUCCAGUUGUUCUGGUCCGCUGCCAGCGAGCAACUGAUGACACCACCUCCUUCGCCCCGGAUCUCUCCUCAGCCUCCAGUUCGGAAAGCUACAGUGAGAGAGAGAUCCCCUGCUCCACCCAGCCCGAAACCCCGUGAACGGAGGAAUAUUGGUCAGGGCGGCAAGACGAGCCAUCCUCGGGAACCUCCCCGGUCCAGAGGUUCACCAAAGCCCAGGAUGGCUCAACAGCAGGUGGAGGAGAGCUUCCUUCCACUGAACCCCGUCUGGUUCAGCAGCACAGCCCUAAGUGCCAUGGAGAAAGUGUCUCCCUCCCAUAUGUCUUGCCUGGCAGAUUUCAAUGCCACGGAGAAAGUGUCUCCCUCCCGUAUGUCUUGCCUGGCGGAUUUCAAGGCUUCUCCUAAGCCAAAGAAGCUGUUUGACUCACCCCCGGCCAGAUUGACUUGCAGUUGGGGCAAGACAGAAACCCCUGUUUGUUCUCCCAUUGCAAAGAUGGCCAAGAUGAUGACCCCCUCACCGAAUAGACAGGCCUGGACAGCUGAUGAUGCGGGCUGCAAGCCUCCUUCUCCUCAGAAGAUGACCCGAACACUGACUCCAUCACAAACCAAGUGGCCCUGGUUCAUGACAGCUGCAUCCACCUCAGCUGAUACACCAACAGACAAUGAUAAAACCAGGAGCGAGAGUCACCAUGUGGAGUCAGUCCGGGCCAGUCAUUCUCAGAAUGAUAAGAGGUACAAGGUAUUUUCCCGCAACCAUCAGUGUAGCUGUAACGCUUUGACAUUUCUGGCAUACCACACUGAGGGCUGUCAGUUCACCAGGACUACACUCGACAGAGUCCUGGCUCAGGGAGACGCGCUGUAUGUCGGAGUCAAACAGCAGUUGAUUCGCGACAAGACCUUCCAGAGCAAUCACCUGGCAGUCGAGGAGAUGCCAAAACAAGUCCUCACAGACAGACAUUUGUAUAAUGUCAACAUGUCUGAGAUCAGGUGUGGCUUUUUAAAAACUCAAGUCUCGAGCCCUGGAAGACGACAGUGGUGGCUUCCGCUUGCCACCCAGCUGGAGUGUCUUUCAGCAGAGGUUAAUCAGGCUUUAAUCAUCAUUUCACCCGAGGUUAUUGCUGUUUUCCGUGAUCAGUCCGGGAGGUAUGGAGUGUUUGAUUCCCACUCCAGAGACUUGACAGGAUUACCCUCUCAUUCCGGGAAGGCGAUCGUCAUGACUUUUGCGGAACUCAGUGACCUGGCUAACCACCUGCACACACUCUUUAGAGACCGUGGAGACUCUGCAAGUUACGAGUUUGUCCCGGUUUCUUUUCAGACUGACAGCCCCAGUGAACAUCCUCAACAAUCCCCAGAAACUGAGGUUCAAAAUGAAGUGUCUGAACCUGCUCUCCUCGCAUUGCAGGCAGACAGUGGGACAGCUGUCAAAAUUGAGGAGGAUGUUAAAGGUUCCUCAGCUGUCCCACAAGCAAUAAAUCUCUCUCGAUUGGAGAAAGAUCGGAGGCGAAAAGCCAAGAGGAGAGCAUUUGACACAAAGGAACAACUGAAAGAAAAAAUUAGGAAAAAAACUGGGGAGAGAAUCAGGUAUGCCAGCUGUGCCGAAUUUCGCAGGAAGAAAAUUCAGGCACACAGUAAGUGUGUGCAAAAGAACCGUGAACAACGGCUCUUGUCUUCCAAAAAAUACUAUGCGAAGUUCAAUAUCAAAAUGCCUGGAGAACAACUAAAAAACAAAUACAUGACAGAUUCUGCUUUUCGGAGCAGGAAAAAAAUUAUGUUGUCAAGAGGUACAGCACGGAUCCAGCCUUUCAGAACAGGCAGAAAAAAUAUGUUGUCAUGAGGUACAGCACGGAUCCAGCCAUUCCGAACAGGCAGAAAAAAUAUCUUGUCAAGAGGUACAGUACGGAUCCUGCCUUUCGGAACAGGCAAAAAAAGUAUGUUGUCCAGAGGUACAGGAAGAAUCCAGAGUUCAGCUACAUCAUAUUCAACGCUGUAGCCUGCUCAGAAGACGCAGGUUGGCUGCCAAUCCUGACAUGCGUCAGAAGUUGUGGAGAGCACUGAGCAUCAGGCGGAAAUACGACAGCUCGGAACCUCUCGCCAGCCAGUGCUCACUUCAGUGAUGGCAGCGGCAAUAGCAGCAUUCCGUGAGACCAUCAGCCAUGGACCAACAUACGUCUGUACCAGCUGCCACAGGACUAUGUUUCCAAAUCAAGUCAAGUCAUGCAAG